AUGGACACACACAGUCUGCGCUUCUCCAAGGAAGGAACUUUUCAAAUCACGGUCUUCUCAGACCUCCACUUCGCAGAGUACGAAAAUACCGCUCAGGGCGCUAAGCAAGACUCAAGAACCGCCGGGGUAGUCCGCAAGGUUCUGCAGCAUGAAGCCUCUACGCAACUUGUCGUGCUUAACGGCGACUUGAUUUCUGGCUACGGCACCACAUCAGACAAUGCGACGCGGUAUUUGGAUCAGGUGCUCGCGCCGAUCCAAGCGCUUGGCUUGCCGUGGGCCGUCACGUACGGGAACCACGAUAACGAGCGCUUUGCUAGGUCGAGGGAACUGCUGGACUAUGAGAGCAGGACGUACCCAAAUUAUAGUCUCACGAGGAAUAUGGGGCCGCGAGACUUGGAAGCAGGGGUCUCGAAUUACUACCUGGAAGUAUUUGCAGCCGAGACUUCGCACGUUCCUGAGAUGCUUCUAUGGUUCUUCGAUAGUAGGGGCGGAGCUCAGCCUCAUGACUGGGUACAUGACUCGGUUGUUCAGUGGUUCAUAGACACAAAUGCCAACCUCACUAACAAGUAUAACAAAGCGGUCCCAUCGAUUGCGUUCUUUCAUAUCCCCAUCACUGCGACGUACGACUUCCAGCUUUACCCCGGUGUCGAUACAAGUAGAGAGCCUGGAAUCAAUGGUGAGAAGGUCUGGUGGCAAGGUCGCGGCUACGACGGUAAAACAGGUCACGAUCUGAAAUUCAUGGCGGCGUUGUCCGCCACAGAAGGAAUGCUGGCUACAUUUAGUGGGCAUGACCAUGAUAACGACUGGUGCUUCAAGUGGAAGAGUCCGAGUGCCACGUCGAGCAGCGCGGGCCUCAACGUGUGCUAUGGCCGCCACACCGGGUACGGCGGGUACGGUGGCCUGGCCCGAGGUGCUAGACAGAUUCUUCUAAAGCAAAGUACCAUCAAAGACGAAGUGGCGACGUGGAUCCGACUGGAGGAUGGGCUUGUCCCUGAAAAUGUCACACUGAAUGCGACUUAUGGACAGGAUGAAUACCAUCCUCACCAGCUUCCACAACGAACCGAGCUGAAAAGGAACAUAGACAUGGUUGAGGAUAUGAGUCAGGGAAUCCAGCUCCAUUUACCAACACUAUAUCUUCUCAGUCUUGUUCUGUUUUGGUGGAAAUUCAACUGGUGAAGAGAAAGGCUGCGGAUGGCCAACUUAAAAAGUUAGAAAACAUACAGCUCCAAGUAGAUCUGCCAGGCUAGAAAUCAAGAUAAGCCACUGGGUAUGCUGCACUCAGCCCAUAGUGGCUCUAAUCCAGGUGCAAGA
Aspergillus nidulans FGSC A4 is the source of this 1311-nucleotide messenger RNA. Its product is annotated as metallophosphoesterase family protein. Bases 1 to 1176 code for a protein of 391 amino acids. NCBI's taxonomy places the organism in Eukaryota, Fungi, Ascomycota, Eurotiomycetes, Eurotiales, Aspergillaceae. Gene Ontology annotation, molecular function: hydrolase activity. The record is from RefSeq and is a predicted model, not a curated record. The transcript is spliced from 3 exons.